AUGGCGCCUAUAUCAACAGCAACGCUCACCCAGUCAUCGGUGGGCCCGUCGUCAAACAAGCGCAAGAUCGACCAGCACCACACCUCAGCCUUCACUGAUACCCUCAAGAAGCUCAAAGAGGAAGCCGAAUCGAAUCAAGAGGUAGACGACCAGGCGCUUUGGCCGCGCCCCUACCUUGAACCGCUCGACAUCGACAACGACGAUGUUACCUUCCAACAGAUAGAUAUCGAGGAGCACCAGAUCGUCGGUCAACCACCCUCCAUUCGCAUGUACGGCGUCACCCAACAAGGCCACUCGGUAUGCGCUCACAUCCAUGGAUUUCUCCCUUACUUUUACAUCCAUGCCCCUCGCGGCUUCACUGCCAACACCUGUCAUGACUUUACCAACCAUCUCAACGUCCUCUUUGGCGCGCGCACCGUCCACAAGUCCGAGCUUGUCAGCAAGAAGAGUCUCAUGGGCUACGCUGGUCAGGAGAAUGUCGCCUUUAUCAAGCUCACCAUUUCAGAUCUGCGAAGCGUUCCAAAGAUCCGUGGCUCGUUUGAGCGCGGCGAAAUCGGCUUCCGCGACCUCUUCACUCCCGGUGAUGUCAGCCUAACCUACGAAAACAUCGCUUACACUCUGCGCUUCAUGAUCGACCUCAAGAUUGUCGGAAUGAACUGGGUUCGAGUUCAGCCCGCCAAUUACAGGCUCCGUCCAGAGAGCCAAAAGGUAUCACUUUGCCAGAUCGAGCUCGAUUGCAGUUGCGAUGCCAUUGCCUCACAUGCUCCCGAUGACGAAUGGUCCAAGAUUGCCCCCCUCCGCAUCCUCAGCUUCGAUAUUGAAUGUGCCGGUCGCAAAGGUAUUUUCCCAGAACCGUCGGUCGAUCCGGUCAUUCAGAUCGCCAAUAUGGUCACACGACAAGGUGAGCCGACGCCAUUCGUCAAGAACGUGUUUACCCUGAACACUUGCUCGCACAUCGUUGGAAGUCAAGUGCUCUCGUUCAACAAGGAAGUCGACAUGCUCGAGGCGUGGACCAAGUUCGUUCAAGAAGUCGAUCCGGAUGUUGUCAUUGGCUACAACAUUGCCAACUUUGAUUUUCCAUACUUGCUCGAUCGAGCAAAGGCGCUCAAGUCGACCAAGUUUGCCUACCUCGGUCGCGAACGAGGCGCCCGCACCGAAGCAAAAGAUACCCACUUUUCUUCCAAAGCCUACGGAACCCGAGACUCGAAAAACACCGAGCUGCAGGGACGUCUCCAACUCGACAUGCUCCAAGUCAUGCAGCGAGACUACAAGCUACGAUCCUAUUCGCUCAACUCGGUUUCCUUCGAGUUUUUGGGCGAGCAGAAGGAAGAUGUACACCACUCGCUCAUCACCGAGCUCCAAAAUGCAGGGCCCGAGUCGCGCCGCCGACUGGCUGUCUACUGUCUCAAGGACGCUUACCUGCCACAGCGACUCAUGGACAAGCUCAUGUGCUUCAUCAACUACAUCGAGAUGGCCAGAGUCACCGGUGUGCCUUUCAACUACUUGCUUUCGCGCGGCCAACAGAUCAAGGUCGUCUCUCAGCUCUUCCGCAAAGCCAACGAGGACAACUACCUCGUCCCGGCUUACAAGGGCGAAGGCACCGAAGACCAAUACGAAGGUGCCACUGUCCUGGAGCCCAAAGCAGGCUACUAUGAUCGACCCAUCGCAACCCUGGAUUUCGCAUCGCUGUAUCCCUCGGUCAUGAUGGCACACAACCUUUGCUACACCACCCUCCUCGACAAGAAGACUAUCGACCGACUCGAGCUGAAGCAGGACGAGGACUACGUCAUUACCCCCAACAACAACUACUUUGCCACUAAAAAGCUGCGAAAGGGUCUCUUGCCUACCGUUCUCGAAAACCUGCUUGCAGCGCGAAAACGCGCCAAAGCCGAUCUGAAAAAGGAGACGGAUCCGUUCAAACGUGCUGUGCUCGACGGUCGUCAAUUGGCGCUCAAGAUCAGCGCCAAUUCGGUCUACGGAUUCACCGGCGCAACUAUCGGCAAGCUGCCGUGUCUGGAAAUCUCGAUGAGCACCACAGCCUAUGGACGACAGAUGAUUGAACAGACAAAGACAUAUGUCGAAAAGCACUACACUAUCGCCAACGGCUACGAAUACGAUGCAGAGGUCGUCUAUGGUGACACGGAUUCGGUCAUGAUCAAGUUUGGCGUGCCGGAUCUGGCCAGAGCCAUGGAGCUGGGUGCGGAAGCGGCAGGGCUCGUGUCAAAGACAUUUGUCGAUCCGAUCAAGCUUGAGUUCGAAAAGGUCUACUUCCCCUACCUUUUGAUCAGCAAGAAGCGAUACGCUGGGCUCUACUGGACUCGAGCCGAAAAGUACGACAAGAUGGACACAAAGGGUAUCGAGACGGUACGACGUGACAACUGCCGACUGGUACAGACGGUCAUCGAGACGUGUCUGCGAAAAAUGCUGAUCGAUCGCGACGUCAAGGGCGCCGAAGAAUAUGCCAAGAACAUCAUCUCGGAUCUGCUGCAGAACAAAGUGGAUAUGUCGCAGCUCGUCAUUACCAAGGCGUUGGCAAAGUCGGAUUACGCGGCCAAGCAGGCGCACGUCGAGCUUGCCGAACGCAUGCGCAAGCGUGAUGCAGGUUCAGCACCGUCGUUAGGCGAUCGCGUAGCCUAUGUCAUUGUCAAGGCCGCCAAGGGCGCGGCGGCGUACGAGCGCUCCGAGGACCCGAUCUACGUGCUCGACCACAACAUCCCCAUCGACACGCGCUACUACCUCGAGAACCAACUGGCCAAACCGCUGCUGCGCAUCUUCGAGCCGAUCAUGGGCCCCAAAGCCAACACGAUGCUCAAUGGCGAACACACGCGCGUGGUGCAGGUGGCCACGUCCAACGUCGGCGCGCUCAUGAAGUUUGCCGUCAAGACGGUUCAGUGUCUCGGCUGUCGUACGCCGUUGAAGGAUCAAAACGCGCCUGUGUGCAGAAAUUGUCGCCCAAGAGUGGCGCAGCUGUACCACGAAAAGCUCGCCCGCGCCUCCGCGCUCGAGGUCGAGUUCGCCCGCCUCUGGACGUGCUGCCAGCGAUGCCAGGGCAGUCUGGCACAGGACGUGCUGUGCACCAACAAAGACUGUCCCAUCUUCUUCAAGCGCAAGCGUGCGCAGAAAGACGUCGAGGAUGCAGUACACGUCGUGCAGCGCUUCGAUACGGCCUGGUGA
Molecule: messenger RNA, 3174 nt
Organism: Mycosarcoma maydis (corn smut)
Lineage: Eukaryota; Fungi; Basidiomycota; Ustilaginomycetes; Ustilaginales
Product: putative DNA-directed DNA polymerase delta POL3
Exons: 1
Coding region: 1-3174 (1057 amino acids)
Biological process (GO): base-excision repair, gap-filling; DNA replication proofreading; nucleotide-excision repair, DNA gap filling
Cellular component (GO): delta DNA polymerase complex
Molecular function (GO): DNA-directed DNA polymerase activity; 3'-5'-DNA exonuclease activity; nucleotide binding
Source: RefSeq, a predicted model, not a curated record